Punica granatum (pomegranate) is the source of this 1339-nucleotide messenger RNA. The record is from RefSeq and is a predicted model, not a curated record. NCBI's taxonomy places the organism in Eukaryota, Viridiplantae, Streptophyta, Magnoliopsida, Myrtales, Lythraceae.
AAAGCUUGUUGGAGAAACUUCUAUAAAUGGAGCUCCUAGGUUGAAGCUCGCCCAGAGUGAGAAAGAGGACAUGUUCUCCCGAAAGAUAUUAUUUGCAGUUGAGUUGCAAGCAUAAAGGAGGAAGAUGGAGAUGGCAUUGGGAAGCAUGGGAAUGAUGAGGCUCGACCUAUUUGAUAUCUCCGGGCUGCCUGAAGGCUUCAGAUCCACCGUCAUCGCUCUCAUCAGCCCCCGGGAUGCCUGCCGGGUCAGCGCGGUCUCCUCGGUGUUCAAGUCGGCCGCCGACUCAGACUCUGUCUGGGAGCGGUUCCUGCCGACGGACAUCGACUCCGUCCUCUCCCGUGCCUCCGCUGCUCCUUAUUCUCAGACGCUGCAGUUGUCACCCCGGAAGCAGCUCUACUUGAGUCUCUGCCACCGCCCGGUCCUUAUCGACGAUGGGAGAUGGAGCUUUUCGCUGGGCAGAAGCAGUGGGAAGAAAUGCUACAUGCUCUCCGCGAGGGAACUCUCGAUUGUGUGGGGCGACACCCCGAGGUAUUGGAGAUGGACAUCUGUGCCUGAUUCGAGGUUCCCUGAGGUUGCCGAGCUCAUCAACGUUUGCUGGUUUGAAAUAUGGGCCAGGUUUGAUGUUCGCAUACUGUCCCUGUCAACGCUAUACGCAGCAUACCUAGUGUUCAAGUUUAACCCAGAUUCGGAUGGAUUUGAGAACCUGCCUAUUGAGGUUGGAGUUCAUCAUGUUGAUGGUGAAACUAUUAUGAACCGGACUGUUUAUCUAGACCAUGACCUGGAGUUGUUGCAAGAAGGCACGGAUAUAUACCCAAAGGAGAGGGAAGACGGUUGGUUGGAGAUCAAAUUGGGUGAGUUCCCGUGCAAUGAUGGUUAUGAUGGAGAAAUGAGGGUGAAUCUCAUGCAGGUGGAUUAUGGUUGCUGGAAAAACGGUUUAAUCAUAGAGGGGAUUGAGAUUCGCCCUAAAGAGACUGAUUAAAAGUGGAGGGUAAUAUUGAAUCGAUGAUAUUUUAUCGGUUGAGAUAUCGUUUCUUGUAUAUUACGGUUUAGAUCUGACAUGACUCGACGGCAUUAAAAAAUUAAUAUAGUCGAUGUCGAUGCUUGUAUUGUUUCCUGAUUGUAUUUAGUCGGUUCUCUUUUCUUUAAGAUUGUGCUUUCUGAGCAUGUCGCCAAGUUACAAUGUACUCAGAUGCAUUGAAUUGAGCAACUGAAUCUGUGUAUUGCCAUUGUUUCUUUACACAGAAACAAUCGACACGGUCUUACCUCCGAGAACAAUUAUCUGUUCUCAUGUAAGUGUACUGUUCACUGAGGUCAAUCAUUCAAUCUCUUCUUCUGUUAA